AUGUCGUCCGCCGCGUCCUUCACCCUGGAUGUCCCCACGGUCCUCUGUCUCGCGAUUUCCCUUUCCUUGAUGCCAAUUGCCUACGUCCUGAGCAAAACCCUUAUUCCAGCCAACAAGACCCGCAAUCGCAUCCUCUUCUUCUGGCACGCCUACGAUGCCCUUACCCACAUAUUCAUGGAGGGCUCCUUCCUUUAUGAGUGUUUCUUCAGCUAUACCACCGUCGCAGCCAGCAUCGCCACCGCAGAGCCAUAUUUCCUCAAUGACCCAACCCGCGUUUAUGGGGCCGCAUACGGAACUAGGCCUACCUCGCGCCUGUGGCAGGAAUACGCGAAGGCCGACCACCGUUGGGCUGGCGCCGAUCUGACCGUCGUCUCGCUGGAGUUGUUGACUGUCUUUCUCGGUGGUCCGGCAGCGAUUUACAUUUGUUAUCUGCUGUGCCGUUCAUCCAACGAGAAGAUCAGUGCCAAGUCUCGUGGUGGUGCUAAGGCGACCCUGUGGUUUGUCGCCACUGCGCUCGCUACCGCAGAGUUGUACGGCGGGUUCAUGACAUUUGCGCCGGAGUGGUUGACGGGAAGCUCGCAGCUGGCUACUGAGGAUCCAGUCUAUCUUUGGUUAUACUUGUUCUUUUUCAACACUCUCUGGGUCUUCGUUCCUCUGUGGGUGUUGUGGGAGGCAGCAAAAGAGCUGCGCGGUGCCUUUGUGGCAGCGGAGACCAGCAAUGAUCGCAAGAGCCAGUAA
Messenger RNA from Penicillium paradoxum, 738 nucleotides. RefSeq names its product EXPERA domain-containing protein. The coding region runs from base 1 to 738 and encodes 245 amino acids. Gene Ontology annotation, biological process: sterol metabolic process. Gene Ontology annotation, cellular component: endoplasmic reticulum; membrane. Gene Ontology annotation, molecular function: cholestenol delta-isomerase activity. Lineage: Eukaryota; Fungi; Ascomycota; Eurotiomycetes; Eurotiales; Aspergillaceae. The transcript has a single exon. The record is from RefSeq and is a predicted model, not a curated record.